Molecule: messenger RNA, 1002 nt
Organism: Penicillium cosmopolitanum
Lineage: Eukaryota; Fungi; Ascomycota; Eurotiomycetes; Eurotiales; Aspergillaceae
Exons: 3
Coding region: 1-1002 (333 amino acids)
Molecular function (GO): metallopeptidase activity
Source: RefSeq, a predicted model, not a curated record
AUGUCAUCGAUCACCGUGAAGAUUUUGGCCUUCUGGCUUUUUUACAUCCCCUUUGCCUUUUCAGCCGAGAUCGGUGAUGUGUUUAAUGUGAAACAAGGAUCCGAGAAUGGCGGUUGUGACUCUCACUUAUCGGUCCUUACGCAAUGGUGGACGGAAUCUCAAGCCAUGGCCUCCGCCGGUAUUUCUGCGUUUGAUGACGCGAAGGGUAACGCUGAUGAAACAAAAACAAAGAACGCGAAACAUGCUCUUGAGAAAUACUUGGGUAUUAACGAUGAUACGGACGAUGCGGACGUGGAUGAUAUCAAAUUACUUCUCGAGGAAGUUCAAUGGUUCAUGGCCAAGAAAUCCCCUGAUUCAAAAGAUACGCCGUGGUUGUUUUGCGACAGCUCCUGGCUGGAACCGAAACCUAGGACACUUAGAAUUGAAGAGUGUGGUGAAGAGGUGGAGAUUCAAGACUCCCAGCAAUACGGAUCGCAAUUGCAAGAAGCAGGUUCGGUGCCAUACUGGUCUUCAGACCUGAAGGAAUAUAUCAUAGGUCAUGCCUAUGGAGAAGGAGGUUUAUGCGGUGCUUCGGGCGAACUGGGUGUGACCCAAGGUACCACGGCGUCAAGAACCGUCACACUAUGUCCGAGGGCCUUCACAAGAACCGACGUACAAACAGAUUUCGGUGUCGACGCUCAAGGCAAAAAGCUUAGCGACGUGCUCUCUAAAAGUGCGACCUUGUUCCAUGAGUUAUUCCAUCUGGUCAUUGGCAACGACGACACUAUAGAUGCGACCUAUAAGCUUGGCACUAUUUUUAAGAGUGUUGCAAAGGGUUACGCAGUACCUGCUAAAUCUGAAUGGGACGGUCAAGCAAAUGCUUUGAAAAACUCUGAUCGCAAGACCAAUGCUCAGUUGGUUCGCACGAAUCCUGAGACUUGGGUGUUCUUCUGCGCCGAUUACUGGUAUACUCUCCACAAGAACUUAUAUUGGGAUACCACGGGAGUAUCCAAGACAGCUUAG